AGACUUUCAUUCACUCGACGAUCGUUGCACCUGCAGUUGUUUUUCGAGCGGUAAUACAAGUCGGUCGCGGUUGGCCGUGGUGGAUUUUGUAUUUUCCCGAACACUGAUCAUGUAGUAUUUUUUUUUGUUCUUCGAGAAUAUCCUGUAUUUUAAAGACUCACCCUAGCUGGGUACUGUGACUCUAUGGAUUCCAGCAAAAAAUACGACAAUCCUUCCCCAGAAGACUCCGCAAAUAUACUGUCAAAGAUAUUUUUCUGCUGGAUACUUCCAUUUUUCAAAAAUGGCUACAAAAACGACCUCCAGUUGAAAGAUAUAUACAAAGCAACAUCCAGGGACCAAUGUGGUAAACUAGCAGACGAACUGGAAAAAAAUUGGGAAGCAGAAUUAAAGAGAGCAUCCGUUUCAAAGAAAAAUAAAAAACCCAGCCUCAAAAAGGCCAUAUUCAAGACAUUCGUGAAGCCUUUUUCUUUAUACGGAAUAUAUUUCUUCAUACAGGUCAUCUACAAACCUCUUUUUCAAAAUACCACUUCCUUUUCCAACAGAGAAGAAAUAAAAGAAGUCUCUAAGACCUCGUACGUGAAAGCCCUCUCCCUCUCCAUGAUGGUUUUCACCGAGAGACUGUCUCUCUACCUAACCAUCGUGACGUUCGUUCUGCUGGGCAACAGACUAACGAGCGACAUCGUCUUCUCCAUGGCGCAGCUCUUCAACACUGCGCAGCUCUACAUCUGCAUAGCGUAUCCGAAUGGUCUGGCCACUUACGCAGAAGCCAAGGUGUCGAUCGGCAGGUUGGAGGAGUUCCUCGGCUUGGAGGAACAAAGCACCACAGCAGUGCUCAACGGCACGGUAUCUGCUGACAAACCUGGAAGGGUAAAGAUGGAGAAAGCGACUGCCAGCUGGAGCCUGGCAGCAGAUACUUUGAUAGAUAUCAAUUUAGACAUACCCCCUGGAACGCUCUGUUGCGUGGUUGGUAGCGUUGGUAGCGGAAAAUCUUCUCUACUUCAUGUGUUGCUCAAAGAGUUACCGCUAAAUUGCGGAAAAGUCGAUGUCUCUGGAGAAAUCUCGUACGCGUCCCAGGAACCUUGGUUGUUUGUUUCCAGCGUGAGGGAUAAUAUUCUUUUCGGAAAGCCCUAUAUUAAGCAAAGAUACGAAGAAGUCGUAAGAGUCUGUGCCUUGGAAACCGACAUCUCGCAGUUUCCCCACGGAGACAAAACCCUCGUCGAAGAGAAGGGAGUAUCCCUAAGUGGGGGACAAAGAGCUAGAAUAAACUUGGCUAGAGCUGUAUAUGCCACCGCUGACGUUUACUUGUUCGACGAUCCUUUGUCCGCAGUAGACACCCACGUGGGGAAACACUUGUUCGAAGAGUGCAUCAAAGGCUAUCUGAAGAACAAGACGAGAAUUUUGGUGACGCAUCAGUUGCAGGUUCUUAAACAGGCAGAUUUAAUUGUGAUCAUUGACAAGGGGAAGAUUCAGAGAAUCGGCACCUACAAAGAUAUAUCAGAAACUGAUCUGUCUACUCUUUAUGCUGAACCAGCUUCAGAGGAAAGCAAUGAUGCUGAUAGUAGAAAAAAAUCUGGAAUCGAAAAUAUUCAGGAACACCUGACCGAAAACGAAGAACCUGAAGAGAGUGUAGAAGCCAUGGGUAGCGGAUCCAUUCCUGUUUCCAGCUACUGGGAAUACUACCGUAAUGGAGCUGGUCUUUUCAUUCUGCUGUCGCUGUUAUUCCUACUGAUCGCCGCACAGAUCGCUUCUAACGGUUGUGAUUUGUGGGUGACAUAUUGGACCAACAUGGAAUCAGUCACCCAAAAUACUGCUGAAAGCCUGUCCUCCAACAUCACUGACCCUUCCGGUAAUAUAUCAAAAGUUGAACUGAGCUCAAAACAAAUCUACAAGUUGGAAGAUCAAGAAGAUACUACAACUGAAAUACUUUUGGGUUACCAAAACGUUACAGCACCUCCUCUGACACCGUUCGAGCGUCAGGAAUACUACAUUAUCGUCUACUCAGGUUUUAUGUUGGCCUCUAUUCUGUUGACGCCUGCCAGGUCGGUCCUUUUCUACAAGAUUUUCAUGAGAGCUUCCAAGAAUUUACACAACAGGAUGUUUACAAAUGUUUUGGCAGCGCCUAUGAGAUUCUUCGACACAAAUCCCUCUGGGCGGAUCCUCAGCAGGUUCUCCAACGACAUGGGAAUAAUUGACGAACUGCUUCCUAGAGCCUCUUUAGAAGCCAUCCAAGUACUCCUUGUGAUGGCAGGUAUUCUCAUGUGCGUCUUUAUAGUAACGCCUUGGAUGGUAGUACCAGCUGCCCUUAUGGGCUUCCUAUUCUAUUUCGUGAGGGUGGUUUACAUCAAAACAGCUCAGGACGUUAAAAGAUUGGAAGGAGUCAACCGAGCUCCCGUUUUUUCGCACAUCUUGGCAUCUCUGUAUGGCAUGCCAACCAUAAGAGCUUCCAAGGCUCAGAAGAUGGUCAUCUUAGAGUUUGAUUCACUACAAGAUCAGCACACUGGAACUUGGUUUAUGUAUAUAGCCACCAGUGAAAUUUUCGGAUACUACCUUGAUAUCAUCAGCACUCUUUUCAUAGCCCUUGUGACCUUUCAGUUUCUUCUCUUCAAAACAGAAGCCGACACCAGUGGCGACGUAGGUCUGGUUAUCUCACAGAGCCUCAUCCUCAGCGGCAUGCUGCAGAUCGGCGUGAGACAGACGGCCGAAGUGGCCAGCAACAUGAUCAGCGUCGAGAGGGUUCUGCAGUACACCAAGGUGGAGCCGGAGGUCAACGCAGAGCAGCCUCAACCGAAGAAGAUCAUGAGCGAGGAUUGGGCUCACUACGCGAAGCUCACCUACAAGAAUCCCGACAAAAACUGGCCGCAGUCAGGGAAAAUAUGCUUCAAGAAGGUGUUCCUGAGGUACGGCGCUGAUGCCCAGCCUGUGUUGAAGGAUCUGAAUGUGGUGAUCGGAGCUGGGGAGAAGGUAGGCAUAGUUGGUAGAACAGGAGCAGGAAAGUCAUCCCUAAUCUCGGCCUUGUUUCGAUUAACCCCUAUCGAAGGCACCAUAUCAAUUGAUGGUGUGGACACUGCCAAAGUAAGACUGAGUGAUCUGAGAUCCAAAAUAUCCAUAAUCCCACAAGAACCGGUGCUUUUUUCGGCAACCGUAAGGUACAACUUGGACCCUUUCGGCAACGUUAGUGACGAACAACUUUGGCAGGCCUUGGAAAAUGUAGAACUGAAGAGUUCCAUAGAGAGCCUCGAUCAGAAUGUCAAUGAAGGAGGCUCUAACUUUAGCGUAGGACAAAGACAACUGAUAUGCUUAGCCAGAGCUAUAGUGAGAAACAACAAAGUUUUGGUCCUGGAUGAAGCCACAGCCAAUGUGGAUCCUCAUACCGAUUCUCUGAUCCAAAAAACCAUCCGAGAAAACUUCAAGCGAUGUACAGUGCUGACCAUCGCCCAUCGACUGAACACCAUCAUGGAUUCCAACAAGGUUCUGGUGAUGAGCUCCGGCGAGAUCGUUGAAUUCGCCCAUCCGCACAAACUCCUUCAGAAGCCUGACGGGUAUUUCGCCAAGAUGGUGAGGCAGACCGGCACCUCGAUGGAUGAGAGUUUGAGGAGAAUCGCCAAGGAACAUUACAAACAGACUGCGCGAGUGCGUGACUUUCAGUGAUUUUGUGAAUCCCUGGUGGGGUACAUCCAAAACGUUGGAAUAUGUUCCGAAAGUAGGGAACUCAUGUGAAUGCAGUCUGUGCAGAAGGGCUACUUAUUUUUAUUAUUCGUUUCUUGGAAAUUUCGGCUUUAAAAUUCGAAAUUUCGAUCUUAGUCUUGUAAUUAUGAUUCCAAUCUUGAAAUUCGACUAUAUUUCAACGAAAUUUCAACUUAAAUCGAAAUUCGAAAUCGUGAUUUUCAAGAAACAAAUGAUAAAAAUAUCUGGCCUCAGAUAUUGCCAGUUUGACAAACUGGCGAUUUAUUUUUUGUUUCCAUAAAAUAACACUAUUUAUGGUUUCGGAGGUUCUGUAUCAUGAAACAACAAAAGGUACCAUUUCCUGAUAAAAAUUUGUGUGAUUUUCCGUAUGAUAGUGUGUAUGGUAGACAUUACUGAUGAGAACUUUGUUAUUGAUUUUUAUAUUGAAUAAUGUAUCUCCAAUAUAAAUUAUUACUUAAA
This is a messenger RNA of Leptinotarsa decemlineata (Colorado potato beetle), 4143 nucleotides long. RefSeq names its product ATP-binding cassette sub-family C member 4. The record is from RefSeq and is a predicted model, not a curated record. NCBI's taxonomy places the organism in Eukaryota, Metazoa, Arthropoda, Insecta, Coleoptera, Chrysomelidae. Gene Ontology annotation, molecular function: ATP hydrolysis activity; ATP binding; ABC-type transporter activity. Gene Ontology annotation, cellular component: membrane. Gene Ontology annotation, biological process: transmembrane transport.